Nilaparvata lugens (brown planthopper) is the source of this 2305-nucleotide messenger RNA. RefSeq lists its product as uncharacterized. The record is from RefSeq and is a predicted model, not a curated record. Lineage: Eukaryota; Metazoa; Arthropoda; Insecta; Hemiptera; Delphacidae. Bases 395 to 2305 code for a protein of 636 amino acids. The transcript is spliced from 4 exons. Gene Ontology annotation, molecular function: stretch-activated, monoatomic cation-selective, calcium channel activity. Gene Ontology annotation, biological process: calcium ion import across plasma membrane. Gene Ontology annotation, cellular component: plasma membrane.
UGGCGGACAGUUGGGUGGUGCCAGCGCGGAAGGACGCUAGUCGUCGCCGACUGCGACGCUUGCUCGCCGCGCGAAGCGAGUUCUGUGCGUGUGUGCAUGUGCGUGGGUGUGUGCGUGUGUUGGUGAGGAGGAGGUAGUCGUUGGUGUAAUGAGGAGGUGGUGUUCGAUCUAUGAUCCGUGUGAUCUGUGAUCUGUGAUCUAUGAUCCGUGUGAUCUAUGAUCUAUGAUCUGGUGGUGCACUGAGGCUAGACAAAGAUCGGGUUAUAGCGGGAGAGGCCAGUCACCCAGUAGAACGUCACGGCAAGGUAGCAGCAGAGAUGCGCCGCCAGCUUGUGGUGGGUGAGCCUGCUGCCGGUUGUUGCGCGCCGCCCCCUUCCGCCGCCUCCGACGGAAUAUGCAAGCAGCUGCUGCAGCCACCGCCUCCAACGCUGACACCGCCGCCUCCACAAGCUGCUGCCGCCCCCGCCUCUGCUGCCUCCGGCUCCCUUUGCAGCAGCAGCAGCCUCAAUCAUCCUCACAGAUUACCGUUCUUGCAGAGCAGUUCUGUCUGCAGCAGCAGCACGAGUGCUGCUCUGCACAGGAAUACCCACUGCAACACUGUCAGAGCACUUCGGCAGAGGAAUACCCACUGCAACACUGCCAGAGCAUCUCUACAGAGAAAGGUUCCCUACAGCACUGCCAGAGUAUCUUCAAGGCGGAAGUUCCACUGCAGCAGCAAAACUGUCAAAGGAUCUCUACAGAGGAAGUUCUCUUGCAGCAGCAAAACUGCCAAAGGAUCUCUACAGAGAAAGUUCGACUGCAGCAGCAAAAGUGCCAAAGGAACAUUACAGAGGAAGUUUUCCUGCAACAGCCGAGGUGUCAAUUUGCAGAGGAAUAUCAACAGCCGCACUGCCAGAGCUUCUCCAAGGCGGAAGUUCACCUGCAGCAGCAAAACUGCCAAAGUAUCUCCAAGGCAGAAGAUCGACUGCAACAGCAAAACUGUCAAAGCACCUCCACCACAGAAGUUCCAGAAGAGGUCUCAGGGCAUCAUUGCAAAAGAACCCUUGUGGAAGAAGACCGUCUGCAGCAGCAAAACUCUUCGAAAGCAGAUGUUGCAGAAGAGGUCACAUGGCACCAUUGCAAAAGCACCUCUGUGGAAGAAGUCCGACUGCAACAGGAACCGAAGAAGGGCUCAGGCUCACCUUGUUCGUGGCAGGCAGACAACGCGAAGGCAGCUAGCAGGAGGAGUUCUGGCGAGGAAAGAUUUCGUGUGCAACAUCAGAAGAAGGCAGUGCAGUGGCAGUGGCGGAAAAGGGUGCAGCAGAGCAGAAGUGUGGCAUUGGUUGUGCUGCUGCUGCUCCUGAUGCCGGGCCGCACCCUGGAGAUGCACGCUUGUGACCCAGAUAUGGCACUGCUGCCUCCUGUCGACACCUGUCAGCGACAGCGCAACCCUAACAAUAGUUCACAGUGCCUUCUACGCUUCGAUGAAUCGCACAAAGAAACGUUCUGCAGACACGUCGUUACCAAUAACUACAAUAAGAAUAAUUACUAUAAUGCUAGCGAUAGGAUUGGUGCCCCCUCUACCUCGGACGUGCGGCUGCCGCACUGCUGCGGUCAUCGGCUGCACGACGCUAUGGAGCCGGCCGCGCGACUCGACCAGCACUCCUGCCUGAGACACGUGGAUCGGCUGCUAGCCGCUGACGCGACGGCCGCGCGGCUCACCUGUCACUUUGCCCACCUCCUGACGCGAUACGACUGCCGCCAGCCCUACUCGGUUCGCACCGGGUGUGCUGACUGUCUGGAGGCGUACAAACAGUGGGUGUGUGCGACGCUGGUGCCUCAUUGGGGUGGCGGCAACGGGCAGAGGUUAAAGCCGUGCAAGUCGUUGUGUCACCGCGUCGAGCAGACUUGUCCGUUCUUCCUGCCCGGCGACCGGGCUCCCCUCUGGCCCACCCAGUAUGCCGGCGAGCCUACCUUCCUGUGCCUAGAUCCGAACAUUCCAGAGACAGGCGAGCAGGUGACGCACUCUCUGCACGGCCCACCCGACUGCUGCUACGUGCCGUGCCAGGGCGCCGUAUGUCCAGAUCCGCCUCCCGCCUCCGCCUGCCUCCGCACCGCCCACCAUUCUCCCGCGCCGCCCCUCGAGACCUGCGACACUCCGCCCCAGGCGCCCAGCGCCAAUCCCUGCGUCCUCUACACCUCAAGGUCAUCGGCCGCCGCCUCAAGGUCACCGCCCACCUCAAGGUCACGCCCAUCACUCGCCAUCCUAGUAGUACUCCUGCCGCUCGCCAGGUGGCACCAGCGGACAUUUAUCACUAGCAAAUAG